Molecule: messenger RNA, 1074 nt
Organism: Pyrus x bretschneideri (Chinese white pear)
Lineage: Eukaryota; Viridiplantae; Streptophyta; Magnoliopsida; Rosales; Rosaceae
Product: cytochrome P450 71A22-like
Exons: 5
Coding region: 1-1074 (357 amino acids)
Molecular function (GO): oxidoreductase activity, acting on paired donors, with incorporation or reduction of molecular oxygen; iron ion binding; monooxygenase activity
Source: RefSeq, a predicted model, not a curated record
AUGGCUUUGUCUCGCUCCGGGUGUUGGCCAACACAUCACAAUUCAGAUGGACACGUGGACAUUCUGGGUUGGGAUGUGUCGAUUUUUGCGAACAAAUUAUCGAAGCCAUGUCUUUUAGGGAACAACUCUCUGAAUGAGUCGGUUGAAAAUUUGAGAGAAAAUGAUGUUGGUGAAGAGUCACAAAAUGUUGUUGGGAAGUCUCAUGAUCAUGAAAUUGGUGGUUAUGUGGAGAAAGAUGUUAAUGACGACUCUCAUGACCAUGAAAAUGGUGGUGAUUUAGAGGAACAUGUUGGUAAUGAGUCUCAAGACCAUGAAAAUGGUGGUGAUGUGGAUUUAAAUGUUGAUGAUGAUCAUAUUGGUGCAUUGGAAUUACUUGUUACAUUUUUCGAAAACUACAGAGAAACUGGUUUUGCUUCUGCUAUGAGUGAUGCUAAAGAAAUUACACUUCAUUCGGAAAUUGACCUUGCUUUUCAAAUGAAAUUGGAUAUUGCUAUUUCUCAACUGAAACACAGGUUUGGACAGUUAAAGCCUUUUGAAUCUAUUUUUGGCUUCUUGUUUGAUGCACCAAAGUUAAUUUCAUUGGAUGAUCAAGCACUAAAAGAAAAUUGUAUGAAUCUUGAAGCACAUUUGAAACAUGGAAAUACCAUGGAUGUAGAUGGAGCCAACUUAUGUUCCGAAUUUCAGGGCAUAAUUAAAGAAACGCUAAGAUUGCAUCCACCAAUUCCAUUCCUAGUACCAAGAAAGGCAAUGCAUGACACCAGUUUCAUGGGGUACUUUGUACCCAAAGACGCACAGGUGUUUGUGAAUGCUUAUGUAAUUGGAAGAGAUCCAGAUGUGUGGCCUGAAGAGCCGACGUUGUUUAAGCCUGAGAGGUUCGUAGGCUCAAAGACUGAUUAUAAGGGGCAGAAUUAUGAGUUGAUUCCAUUUGGAGCUGGAAGAAGAAUGUUUGCAGGUGUUCCUCUGGCUCAUAGAAUGCUGCAUCUUACAUUGGGGAUGUUGCUUCACAAUUUGAUUGGUCACUUGAUGCAAAUGUUACUAGAGAAACUAUGGAUUGGAAGGACAAGUUGGGGAUAA